This is a messenger RNA of Thelazia callipaeda (thelaziosis nematode), 873 nucleotides long. Lineage: Eukaryota; Metazoa; Nematoda; Chromadorea; Rhabditida; Thelaziidae. The record is from the annotation of a GenBank genome assembly.
AUGACAGCCGGUGACCAUUACUUUAAAAUGGUUAAAGAAUUGAUCUGUGAACAAAUGAAAGUAUUUGAAGCAGAUGGUGGUUGGAAAGUAAUGAAUGAGAAUGCCAAACACUGUACAUAUGAACGUUAUUUAGCAGUUGGUGCUGCAGAUUGUCAGAAUAGUGCAAGUGUGAUUGAAGGUGUAAUAACUACUCUGAUAGCAGUAAAACAAGCAAUGCAAAAAAGGAUGGAAACUUUAGAAGUUAGGCAAUGCCAACGAAGCAGUUUGUUAGAAAUGACUAAAGCUGUUAAGAAUUCAACAAGCAGAAUAAAAAACAUCAAGAUCAGAUGCGAUAGGAAUGUAAAUAUUAAUGAUAAACUCGUCGAAGAUGACUGCACAAAUCAUCUUUCAACCGUUUUAAUUCGAAAUCGUGAUUUAUCAGCACCUUAUCUACAAGAUCAAGAAUACAUUUCAAAAGACAGUAUGGAUGACACAUUAAUCCAAACUGAUCAACAAUCGCCGAAGAUUUCUGUUGGUGAAUACUGUAAACCAAUAACAUCUCUAACAGGUUCAUUUACGGUUGAUCAGGAUGAAGAUACCGUAGUAUUCGGACCAGUACAUCCUUUGGUAUUUGAGGAUACAGAAACGUCAGAAUCCAUUUUACGGCCUAAAAGUAUUAUGGAUUUGAUAAAUAUUCCUAAUGAUGAAAUUCACAGAAAGACGGAACCUCCAAAACUAAAAUCCGAAAUUGCGAAGCAGUUGAUGGAUGAAGUUGAAAAUAAAAAUUUACCGCACCAAGACGCAGCGCCUGAAUAUAAAUCAAGCCUUCCAUUAAUAAAAUCAGAACUUGCUAAACAGUGGAUUCGCGAAGUUGCACAAGAAUUUCCUAAAUGA